Messenger RNA from Rotaria sordida, 2172 nucleotides. Lineage: Eukaryota; Metazoa; Rotifera; Eurotatoria; Philodinida; Philodinidae. The record is from the annotation of a GenBank genome assembly.
AUGUCAAUAAAUAAAUCGGCUAUUAAUCACCAUUAUAUCAAAGAUAUUAAUGAAGUUCGACCUGGUUUUGGUCAUCAAACAUUUGGUCGUCUACUUAAAAAACGUCUUAUCAAGGAUACUGAUGAAAAUCUUGUAUUUUCAAUAAUGUAUAAUAAUCAUCGAAGCGAAGUUCAUUUGAUGGCACCAAAUAAACGUGUUAGAGAUUUAUGGAUAACAGGUUUACAAAGUUUAAUUGAUCGACAUGCACGAAAAAGUCAACGUGAUUUAAUUCAUGAAGAAAAUUGGAUUUUAAAUUAUUUUCGUGCGGCUGAUAAAGAUAAAUCAAAUUCAUUAUCAAAACGUGAAUGUCGAAAAUUAUUAACUGAAUCUCUUAAUGUUAAAGUACCUGAUGAUAUAUUUGAAAGACUUUUUGAAAAAGCAGACAAAAGUCAAGAAGGUUUACUAAGUCCUGAAGAAUUUUGUGAUUUUUUUCAUUUAUUAGCUCAACGUAAAGAUCUCUAUGAAAUCAUGAAAAAAUAUACUAAAAAUGGACAUACACAAUCAAUGGAUACGAUUCAUAUGAAUGUAAAUGAAUUAUUAUCAUUUUUACGAACAGUUCAAAAUCAAAAAUUAUUAAUAAAUAUUACAACUGAUAAUGGUCAAAAUAAAAUUAUAUCUAAAAUCGAAAAACCAGAACAAGUAAAAAAAUUAAUUGAUGAAUUCGAAUUGGAUAAGGAAUUUAGAGAUAAAAGCCAAUUAGGUCUUGAUGGCUUUCGAAAUAUGUUAUUAUCCAAUGAUUUUGAUAUAGUAAAACCAUUAUGUUCUCGUCAGAUAUAUCAAAAUAUGACAAGACCAUUAUGUGAUUACUAUAUUAAUACUUCACAUAAUACUUAUUUAUUCUACAGUCAAUUAUCUGGUGAUAGUAAUCCAGAAGCUUAUAAUCGAGCAUUAUUAGCUGGUUGUCGAGCUGUUGAACUUGACUGUUAUGAUGGUCAUAAUGGUAAACCAAUAGUUACUCAUGGAUUUACACUUGUAAAACCAUGUUCAUUCGAAUCAAUUAUUCGUUAUAUGGAACCAAAUCUUUUUAAAAAAUCACCAUAUCCAGUUAUUUUAAAUAUAGAAAAUCAUUGUUCAAUAGAACAACAAAAAGAAAUGGCUCGAAUAUUACGAGAAAUUCUUGGUGAUCGAUUGGUUACAGGACCAUUACCUAAUAAAGAUUCAAAAGUUUUACCAUCACCUGAAGAUUUAAAAUACAAAGUUCUUAUUCGUAGUAGAAAAAGUACAAAAACAGCAAAACGAAAUUCAACAACACCAUUAGAAGAUGAUGAUGAUGUAUUUUCUGAACUAUUAAGUAAUAAUGUUCAACAUGAUCCAUCUGAAUUAUUUGUUUAUUUACAAAAUGUUUCAUAUUGUGACAAUGAUUAUGCUAAAACUCACUAUUCACCAUGGCAUUCAUCAUCAUUAGUUGAAAAUCGUUUUGAAAAAAUUACUCGUGAUAAUCCAUCUAGUUUAAUUUUACAAACAACAUGGCGUAUUAUUCGAACUUAUCCCGCUGGUUUUAGACAUGAUUCUAGUAAUGCUGAUCCAGUAAAUGCUUGGAAUUAUGGUAUACAAAUGGCUGCUUUAAAUUAUCAAAAUAAAGAUGAUGUUAUGCCAUUAUGCUAUGGAAAAUUUCUUGAUAAUGGUGGUUGUGGUUAUAUUCUCAAACCAAAAUAUUUAAUUAAUGCAUAUGAAACACAUUAUGAUCCAUUAAAUCCUAAACUUAAUCUUGAUUUUCCUCAAAUUUUAACACUAACAAUAAUAAGUGCACAAUUUUUAUCUCGAUCAAAUUUAACAACAUUAGAUAUACCAGAUCCAUAUGUACGUAUAUCGAUACAUGGUUUACCUUGUGAUCAACAAACACAAAAAACAAAAGUUAUUUCAAAUAACGGUUUAGAUCCAAUAUGGAAUGAAAAAUUCUCCUUUAGAAUAAAAUAUCCAAAAAUGGCACUUGUAUAUUUUUCUGUUUAUGAUUACGAUGCAUUUACACCUGAUGAUAAACUUGCACAUUUUUGUUUACCAUUAACAAUGAUGCAAACAGGCUAUCGUCAUAUUCAUUUACGAGCUAAUAACAAUGAUCCAACUCAUUCAACUUUAUUCGUUCACGUUGAUAUUGAAGACGAUGAUGACAAUAUUCUUUGUACACGAUUGUAA